UGCUUUUUCGGAGAAUAUGUAUUUUUAACCAAAAUAUGGAUUUAUAAAUGCUACAUGAGCUCUUAAUCUCAUUUCUUCGAGAUAUAACGACGCAAUUGUAGAGAAAUUUGAAAAAUGUGGAAGAUAUUUUUAUAACAUAAGCAGUGGAUGAUAUUUUUAACACGCGCAAUACGUCGAUUUAAAUAUCAUCCAUGUGUGUGAUGAAUCGCGAUUCAUUUAUCACCGUUGCAAUAAAAACGAAAUAAGCGUAAUAUGAAUUCAUCACCUAUUCGACCCUAUUCAACUCAGUCUACACGAAGUAUUCUCGCGAGCGAAUUACUCUCGUAAGUGAAUUAAAAUUUUUUUACAUACAUAUGCAUAUGUAUAUGUAUGUACAAGCAGAAAAUUGUCUAACAAGGUUGUAAAAACGAAUAUUAAAUCUAACAAUAAUUUUAUAGGAAUGUGUAUCGGCAAUGAAAAUACACACAUCGCGGGUGUCAUAUAAUAAAUAAAUGAACUGUCACUAAUUAUCGUCAUGUCGUUUAUGAUAUCGUUUUUAACGGAAAUAUGCGCUCGAGGAAUAAAUAAACAGCUAUUAGCGCGUAAAGUGCCGAUCUUUAAACAACUAGUGCGAAAUUUAGAGAUACAUGAACACAUGGCGUACACUUUAUUGAAGGAAGCCGGCAUUCCUGUUCCGCCUUUUGGAGUAGCGAAAACACCCGACGAAGCCGCCAAUCUGGCUAAGAAUCUAAACACUAAAGAUCUCGUACUAAAAGCACAGAUUUUAGCCGGAGGUAGAGCAAUGGGACAUUUUAAGGAUAAAGAUCUCAGUGGCGUUGUAAUGUGCGAAACUCCAGAGCAAGUAAAGGAAUUGACGAGCAAUAUGAUCGGCAAAGUGCUCAUAACUAAACAAACAGGUGCGGCCGGAAAGAUAUGUAAUUCCGUGAUGGUGACAGCACGCAUGUUUCCACGUAAGGAACAUUACAUGGCGGUGAUGCUGGAAAGUGCUUUCGAUGGGCCCGUGUUAAUUGUUUCCAAACAAGGUGGCGUAAACAUCGAGGAGAUCGCCGCCGUCAAUCCCGAAGCUGUAACAUACAUACCGAUCGACAUAAGUAAAGGCUUAACGUCCGCGCAAGCGGACAGUGUCGGCGAGAAGCUCGGACUCGCAGGAAACAACAAAGAAAUCGCAUCGAUUAUCGCCUGUAAUCUGUAUGAAUUGUUCGUCGAGAAGGACGCUCUGCUUGUCGAGAUCAACCCGUUUGCGGAGGAUAUUUGUGGUCAAUAUUACGCUUUAGAUUGCAAAUGUAAAUUCGACGAUAGCGCCGAUUUCCGACAGAAGGAAUUGUUUACGUUGAAAGACACGACUCAGAUGGAUCCGAAAGAGGUCGAAGCGGAAAAACAUAAUUUAAAUUACAUAGCUCUAGAUGGAAAUAUCGGCUGUAUGGUAAACGGAGCCGGUUUAGCUAUGGCUACCAUGGACAUUAUAAAGCUCUAUGGUGGUACCCCGGCAAAUUUCUUGGAUGUCGGAGGUACCGCUACAAUCGAAACCGUGACAGAAGGUUUCAAAAUACUAUCUUCAGACCCGAAAGUGGAAGCUAUUUUAAUAAAUAUCUUUGGUGGUAUAAUGAGAUGCGACAUAAUCGCCCAAGGAAUCAUCGAUGCUUUUAAACAGUUAAAAUUGCAUAUACCUAUAGUUGUGCGAUUACAGGGUACUAAUGUCGAUAAAGCUAAAAAAUUGAUAUCAGAUGCUAAGUUAGAAGUAAUUUCCGUGGAUGAUUUUGCACAAGCAGCCGAGACAUCGGUUAAAUUAGCAUUGAUGAUGAAUUUGGCAAAGUCUUUGAAUUUAGAUAUUCAUUUCACUGCUAAAUUAUCAGAAAAAAUGAAAAUUGCCGAGAAAAGAAAGAAAUGCAUCAAACUAUUUUUCUCCCGCAAAUUCAACCGACGCGAAAACUGCUUGUUUGGCGCUGCUCGCCAUGAUUCGUCAUUGGAUCGAAUCAGUUACAUCCGCGAGUCUGCGUGGCCUGCAAAGAUGGCUACCAUGUUGUCGCGGACGGUUUCACUCGCGGAGAGUCUCUGCCGAUUGAACACUCCUAAGAUAUUGGCAUGCAAGACUAACUUGACGAAACAACCAGUCAGGAAUUUAAAUGUACACGAACACAUCAGCUACAGUUUGCUCAAUGAAGCCGGCGUACCUACUCCGAAAUUUGGCGUUGCCAAAACUGCCGAUGAAGCAGCCAAACUCGCUGCCAACUUGAAGACGAAAGACAUUGUCUUGAAGGCUCAAGUUCUUGCUGGUGGCAGAGGGAAGGGACACUUCAAAGGAACGAAUGUCAGUGGAGUGAAGAUGUGUGAAACCCCAGAAGAAGCCAAGUCAUUAGCGAGUCACAUGCUAGGUAAAUUACUAAUAACUAAACAGACCGGCGAGGCCGGCAGGAUAUGUAACGCCGUGAUGGUCACGCAACGUAUGUUUCCCCGUAAAGAAUACUAUCUUGCUGUCAUGAUGGAAAGAGCCUUUGGUGGUCCCGUCAUUAUAGCUUCCAGCCAAGGUGGAGUAAAUAUUGAAGAAGUUGCUGCUACUAAUCCUAACGCAAUCAUGUAUGAACCUAUCGACAUCAACAAGGGAAUUACAAAGGAGCAAGCAGAACGCAUAAUUACCAAGUUGGGUCUUGAUAAUGUGAAGGAUUAUAUUUCCAAUAUAAUUCUAAAUCUUUACCAAAUGUUUCUCAAAAAGGACGCUCUUCUUCUAGAAGUGAAUCCUCUCGCAGAAGAUAUUAAUGGGAAUUAUUUUGCUCUGGAUUGCAAGUGUCGAUUUGAUGACAACGCUGAAUUCAGACAAAAAGAGCUAUUUAGUCUGAGGGAUUGGUCUCAGGAGGAUCCCAAGGAAGUCGAGGCUGCAAAAUUCGAUUUGAAUUACAUUGCGCUCGAUGGCAAUAUAGGUUGUAUGGUGAAUGGUGCAGGGUUAGCUAUGGCUACUAUGGAUAUCAUAAAAUUACAUGGUGGCGAACCGGCUAAUUUCCUCGAUGUUGGUGGUGGUGCAUCGGCUUCUGCAGUGAAAGAAGCAUUCAAAAUUAUCACUUCUGAUUCACGAGUUCACGCUCUUUUAGUUAAUAUUUUUGGAGGCAUCAUGAGAUGCGACGUCAUAGCAGAGGGUAUUAUUGCUGCGACUAAGGAAUUAAGUUUAAAAAUUCCCGUCGUCGUAAGAUUGCAGGGUACCAACGUGGACGAAGCCAAAGCUCUAAUCGCUAAUGCGGGUUUAAAAAUCGUGCCAAUCGACGAUUUGGAUGAAGCAGCCCGAGUUGCAGUAAAAUUAUCGACUAUUGUUAAAUUAGCACAAUCUGAAAAUCUCAGUGUAAAUUUCGAAAUACCAGCGAUUUCAUAGAUAGCGAAAAAAAUGAUGUAAGUUAUUGAAGAAUAUUGACGAGAAUAUACUCAAUAUGUUGUAUUGUUAAAUUAUUUCACAAGAAAUCGCCUGAAAGUAAUAACUAUAAUAAUAACUUUAUACAUGUAACGAUAUAUUCUCGCGUUACAGAUUAACAUUACAAACACAAUUCUUUAAUUUUUUGUGUAAUUUGUAGAGUGAAUAGCUAUAGAAUGUACAGCCUUGGAUAUAUCUAUUUUACGAAAGCGAUACGAUAGCGGAUAUAUUUAAAAUUUGAAAGACAAACUGUGGGUGGAUUAUUAUUAUAUAUGCGAUAUGUAAUCAAUUUUUCUCUUUAAUAUAGCUGCAAACAUUUAUAAUACUGUAAAACUGUGAAAGAUUAUACAAAGACAUAAUUUAUCAUUUAUCCUACAGGACUCUGUGAUUCAGUAUUAAGAUAUUAAGUUGUAUAAUAUAUCUCUAUUUUUGCUUUUGAACAACCAUACGAUGCACAGCUGUACGUUUUACAGGGUGUUUAAGGAUAAUGAAGUGUUAAGCAUAGACACACGUUUAUUCAUUUCAAAGUGAAAUUUUUCAUGACAACCAUUGAAAACAAAAAGCUUUGUUUAAUGUAUUAUAUGCAUGUAACGAUAUACAAUGGGGCACAGUAUGGGGAUACAGCACAGAAUAUUGCAGCAAUAUUAUUAAUAUUGUUGUAACAUUGCGGCAACAUUGGAAUAUUGCCGCAAUAUUACUGCAAUGUUCUGUGCUGUACGAGACAUACAUAAAUUACUUUAUAUAAUUUUCAUUCGUGUCUUCGUUUCUUUAAUGAACAACCGAGUCAUAUUCUCGACUGCAAUGCUAAUGUCAAGAAAAAGUUUCAUAUUGCAAAUGAUUGUCAAACAAAUAUAUAUACACACACACACAUACAUUAUAUGCAUAUUUAUUCUCUCUGUAAAUUCGUGAAAUUGUAUUUAUGAUAAAACUGUCGACGAUACCAGUGUCAAGUAUCGUGAGCACUUUAAACAUUUCUGUAAAUAUACCAAGCAUUGCUUGCUCUUCUAAUCAUUAAAUAAGAAGAUGUAAAACAUGAGAUCAUAUCUUUACAAAUAGAUCAAUUAUGCGAUUUGAAAUACUCGUACUUGUCUCCUACAUAUAAUAAAAUUAUAAGAUUAA
Camponotus floridanus (Florida carpenter ant) is the source of this 4513-nucleotide messenger RNA. RefSeq lists its product as uncharacterized. Gene Ontology annotation, molecular function: metal ion binding; succinate-CoA ligase (ADP-forming) activity; ATP binding. Gene Ontology annotation, cellular component: mitochondrion; succinate-CoA ligase complex. Gene Ontology annotation, biological process: succinyl-CoA metabolic process; tricarboxylic acid cycle. The coding region runs from base 515 to 3358 and encodes 947 amino acids. The record is from RefSeq and is a predicted model, not a curated record. The transcript has 15 exons. Lineage: Eukaryota; Metazoa; Arthropoda; Insecta; Hymenoptera; Formicidae.